AUGUCGUCCAUCGUCGUCCCCAUAUCUGCCCUCCCGCUGCCCCCACUGUCCCAACACCUCACGCGCAAUCUCACGCCCGACCCGGAAGCGACCUCUCCGGCGGACUUUCGCAGCCUCCUCGCAGAACGACCCAGCGUCCAGCGGCGCUCGCACUUGCUCGCAGACGACGCCCACUUCUCGUACGUCGCACCCUGUCCGCUGCCGUUCCCGUUCCAUAUCGCCGCGCCCGCCGACGGCGCACCCAUUCUCGAUCAAGCUGCGUAUGUCGAGAAGUGGCUUGCGGAACGCGAGCCCCAGCACGAGCGGCCAAAGGCGCCCUCGGCCGUUCCGGGCGCGCUGAGGAAGUACUAUCCGGAGAAGAGAGAUACCCCCCGCGUCCUCGUCGCGCUCUCGGAGCGUGCGUUGCGGGACUGCGUCCCGCAUUUGAGUGUGGGCGACGCGCUCGCGACCCUGGGGACACCUUCCCUGGUCAAGGCGUACGGCGACGAUGCCGUAUCCACUACAGCGUCGGACGAAGAUGUUGCGGCGCGCGAGGAACUGGUGGACGUGGUUAGCGGGCAGGCGGUGCUCAUGAAUACCGAGGGAGACCCAGAGAUGCACUGGGCGCCGUGGGCGCUGCGAUAUAGCGGGCACCAGUUUGGCCAGUGGGCGGGGCAAUUGGGGGAUGGCCGUGCAAUUUCUAUCUGUGAGUCGUCCCGAUUGUUUGUGCCUGCUCUGUCCGCAUCUGAUGCUGGCGCGACUGCAGUGGCAACGCCGCAUCCCGAGAAGCCAGAGCUGGUGUACGAGUUGCAGCUCAAGGGCGCAGGACGCACACCGUUCUCUCGCUUUGCGGACGGCCUUGCAGUGCUACGAUCUUCCAUACGCGAGUUCCUCUGUUCUGAAGGUGCGACUUCUGCUUGGGUCUCGUGGCCAUUCCUUGUGUUGAGCCAUGAUCUCGCUUUUACAGCUAUGCAUGCGCUGGGCAUCCCGACCUCCCGUGCCCUCACGCUCGUUUCGCUACCUGCAAUCCCUGUACAUCGCGAACGCACCGAGUCCGCGUGCAUUCUCACGCGUCUCGCGCCCUCGUUCAUUCGCAUCGGUUCAUUCGAAGCCCUCAAUCCGCCGGACAACAUCAGGUUUGUUGGAGGUGGGCAGCAGGAUGCCCACCUAGACGCUCUGCGAGUGCUGGGAGAAUUUGUCGGACGGAAUGUGUUACGACUGGAAGGGGUACGAUGGUCCGGUGGCGCAGGGAAUGAGCCCGGAGAGGCAUGGGGCAAGGAGCUAGUACUUGAGGUCGCACGCCGGAAUGGGAGAAUGGUAGCGGGGUGGCAGGCAUACGGGUUCAUGCAUGGCGUGAUAAAUACCGACAAUGUCUCAGUACUCGGACUCACGAUCGAUUAUGGUCCGUACGCAUUCAUGGACGUCUUCGACUCUUUCCGCAUAUGCAACCAUGAUGAUCACGAGGGACGGUAUUCAUAUAAGUUCCAACCUAAUGCUGUCGUCUUCGCGCUACGCGCUCUCGUGAACGCGCUCGCCCCCCUUAUCGGUGCCGAAGCAGAACUGGGGCACUCCGUCUCCCAAGGCUGGACGAAUGAUGUCUCCCCAGACAAGCUCAGCGAGUGGCGGAAGAAAGGCAUCGAACUCACCAAGGACGACAUGGAACGCGUUGCUCAACAGGCUUGCGCGGAUGAGUAUGGUCUCUUAAUGCACAAGCGUCUGGGCCUGCGUCGUCUAGAUUCGCGCGACGAGGCCCAGCUCUCGCGACCCCUCUUGGAUCUGAUGUAUGAGCACAAACUCGACUUCCACGGCACGUUCAGGCGUCUCGUGUUCUUCCGGCCUUCCGCGCCGGAUGGGGCCCGCGACGCGUUCAUUUCGAGCGUCCUCAAAUUAUGUGGUGAGCCGCAGAUAAUCAACCGAGAGAAAGCGACGAAGGAUCUAGGUGCAUGGCUGACGCGAUAUGCGGCACGCAUUGAGGAAGAGCGGGAGGAGUGGCUCUUAGGGCAAGGCGAAGAGGCAUUCGCGGAGCGGGAGCAUUCGAUGAAGACAGCGAAUCCCCGGUUUGUGCUGAGACAGUGGGUGCUAGAAGAGGUAAUUAGACACGUCGAGCAGGACGUUGACAGUGGUAAACGAUUGCUGGACAAGGUCCUUCAGAUGGCCUGCAAUCCGUUCGAUGCAUGGGGGGCGGAGGCCUUCGAGGGGGAUGAAUCAACGCUGGAUGCGGAAACACGUGAAGAGAGACGGUACUGCAGUUUGGGCGAUAGGAAGUUCUUGGGCUUUCAGUGUAGCUGUUCAAGUUGA
Fibroporia radiculosa is the source of this 2277-nucleotide messenger RNA. RefSeq lists its product as uncharacterized. The record is from RefSeq and is a predicted model, not a curated record. The transcript has 7 exons. Bases 1 to 2277 code for a protein of 758 amino acids. NCBI's taxonomy places the organism in Eukaryota, Fungi, Basidiomycota, Agaricomycetes, Polyporales, Fibroporiaceae.